AUGUGGCACUUAAGGUUAUCAAGCACGUCAUUCGACCAAAGGGUGGUUUAUGAUGGACACCCUACAUUGUUUACCAUCAAGCUACAUCAUGGAGAUGAGUUCACAAAGUUUCCAAAUGUCAGCUACAUUGAGGGUACUAUGAUGUACGUUGAUAUGGUGGAUAUAGAAGACUUUUCUAUUCACGAGAUGGAUGCGAUUAUGAAAAGGUUAGGAUACUCAGUUCCUCCAGUUAUCUACUAUUAUUUUCGAGUGCCAAAGGGAGACAUGCAUUUUGGGCUACGGGCCUUAGGAAAUGAUGAUGAUGUCCUCAAUCUUGCCCAAUAUGUAAAGGAGCAUAACUUGCUUACUUACUUUAUGGCUCCUAAACUUGUAAGAAAAGUUAUUAUUGAGCAAUUAGAGGAUAUUGAUGAACAUCACCCCCCCCCUUAA
This is a messenger RNA of Lactuca saligna, 429 nucleotides long. The record is from the annotation of a GenBank genome assembly. NCBI's taxonomy places the organism in Eukaryota, Viridiplantae, Streptophyta, Magnoliopsida, Asterales, Asteraceae.